GUGUGUGUGUGUGUGUGUGUGUGUGUGUGUGUGUGUGUGUGUGUGUGUGUGUGUGUGUGUGUGUGUGUGUGGGGUGGGAUCUCGCUCACGUUGCUGCUGCUGCUGACUGACACUACAGUCGAGCAACAGUCAGAAAAGUAGUUUGGUGCUACGUGAUUAUUUGUCUUCGCUGCCAUGGAGUCACUGGAGAAAAGUCACCGAUACCUAUCAUCAAUAUGCUGUGUUUUUGUGUUGUGUGUCCAACUGCAGUUGGGUUUGACGGGAGACUGCCCUGCAGACGGACGCACCUGGGUACCAUUUGGAGGCAGAUGUUACUACUUUGUCCAUGGAGAAGAAGACACAAUCAAAAGCUACACUUUUGAAAGAGCAAAAACACUCUGCCAAGGAUUUGAGCUUUUGACCAUCCAGAGCGCUGAGGAGAAUGACUUUGUCAUUAAAUAUAGCCCAGCAGUGUGGAAAAACAAUGUCAACGUGUGGCUGGGAAUGUAUUAUGACACAAACAGUGACGACAUGAGGUGGUUCGGUGAGCAACCUGUAGGAUUCAGUAACUGGGAAGACAGCUUUUCUUCAUCAGACCUCGUGCCCUUGGAUACAUGUGUGGCUCUGCACAGCAACACAGGAAAGUGGGAAAAUGUCAGCUGCCUCGAACAGGCGGAAAAUGGAGUGGUCUGUGAGACAAAUCAGAAGGCAGAGGAAGCCAAGCAGAAACCCAGCGCACUGCUGUCCGCCCUGGUCAUUCUCAGCGUGAUGGCUAUCAUGGGAGUCUCAGCAGUCAUCUGGUUCCUGCAACAUAAGUACAAAGUUGGCUCCACUAUCCUCACAGCAUUCGAGUACCACCCCCCGUUCCGAGUCCUGGACACAGACAGGUCCUGUCUGGUGGAGGCUGAGGAGACUGACAGCGUGCCAUAGGAGAACCUUCCCUCUGUUCCACAACAGGAAGCACCAGGCCCUCCUCACUGGGUCUGUGUUCAUGCAUAGAGAAAACAGUUACUGACGCAGUUUUGGGUUAACACGUUACACACAUGACUCAGAAUAAUUUAUAAACUGAUGUCAGGCUUAUUCUAAUACCAACGUCUCACUGUUGCACAUUAAUUGCUUCUGCUUUUUUUUCGUCAUCUGCACUAAUGAACAAUCAUCUGUACAUUUUUCAGAUUGGUAUAACUGAAACUUUGCAGAGUAACAUUAUCAGGCACUACACAUUCCUUGAUAACCUUUGGUAUCAGUAUUUCUCUCUUGUAUAUUAAAAGUAACUAACUAUUGCUCAUGGAAGGGAUUAAAUAAAGAGCAAAGCUUUCAUACUUUUCUGUGAGCAGACAGAAAUGCUCAGCAAUUUAAUAUUGCAUUGCCAUAAAACAUGAGGGACUUCAAAAUGGAAGAUUGAAAUUAGAAUGGGCAAUUGAUGCAGCAGAGAGUGAGACAAACUGAUGUUUAGUCCCUAGUGUGGAUCAAGCUCCAAAAAUGCUGGAUUCUACAUUUCAAAUAAUGCAACCAAUCGCAUGCUUCCAUUAGAGUCUGACUGCCUGGUAAAUGCUCAUGUCUUUUAAACCAGUGGAGUCCCUUUUGAGCAGUAUUCAAAGAAAAAAGGAAUUCUCAAUCACAGGCUAGCAAGGGCACAUGUAAAUAGCUUGAUCUGAACAAAAACCCAGCUUGCGUUUGAGCAAUUGCCUUGUUAUUUUACUCAUGUAAAUGUAGCCAUUGAGGUAGAUUAGCAUAGUCCAUAAAGCAGAUUCUUUUCCAGUUAAAUAUAAUUUUGAAAUGGAAAACUGUCCUAAACCAAUACUGCUAGAGAAUGUCCUGACAUGUUUCCUUGCAUUAUGUCCUGGGCUUCGUUUUUAUUGUGGCAAGGUAUGAGACUUGCCAAAAUAAAACCAAGAAAGCAACAUUUGUUAUAAAUCAUAACACUGAUAAAACUGUCUGCAUUCAUCCCAGGAUAUUUUCAAGGUGGCUUUUAUGACAAUGAUCUAUAUUCACAGUUCUCCCGUCCUUUAUUUACUCAUCAAAAGAGUUUCCUUGUUGCCCCAUGAAAUCCAAUCUUGACCUUAUCAUUUUUUGGAGAGUGGUCAUGAUUUAGGUGGUGAAAUAAGUUCUCCUGUGGCAAUAUAGAAAAUCAACAUGGUAUGUGAUGGGUGUAGUUUAGAAUUAUCACAAGAUAUUUAUAUUACAUUGUGUAAAAUACCCCUCUUAAUACUUACAUACACUUUUAACAGCAUACAUUCUUUUGUGCAAUAUUUGAGAUCAAUUUGGCAGGAUCUGAGCCCCUGUGUAUUUUUCAUAAUAAAGUGUAUGUA
Molecule: messenger RNA, 2288 nt
Organism: Etheostoma spectabile (orangethroat darter)
Lineage: Eukaryota; Metazoa; Chordata; Actinopteri; Perciformes; Percidae
Gene: cd302
Product: CD302 molecule
Exons: 6
Coding region: 175-909 (244 amino acids)
Source: RefSeq, a predicted model, not a curated record